This is a messenger RNA of Poeciliopsis prolifica (blackstripe livebearer), 5433 nucleotides long. It is a transcript of the gene zbtb21, whose product is annotated as zinc finger and BTB domain containing 21. The coding region runs from base 406 to 3444 and encodes 1012 amino acids. Gene Ontology annotation, molecular function: protein binding; RNA polymerase II cis-regulatory region sequence-specific DNA binding; DNA-binding transcription factor activity, RNA polymerase II-specific. The record is from RefSeq and is a predicted model, not a curated record. NCBI's taxonomy places the organism in Eukaryota, Metazoa, Chordata, Actinopteri, Cyprinodontiformes, Poeciliidae. Gene Ontology annotation, cellular component: nucleus. The transcript has 2 exons. Gene Ontology annotation, biological process: regulation of transcription by RNA polymerase II.
AGCAACUUGACAAAGCAGCGUUUUUUUUUUUUCUGUACUCAGACUGACAAAAUGAUGUAAUGCUCCAUAAUUCCCAGUGAUUGUCUGUGGUUAGAACUUGUUUCAUCGCGUUUAAAAAGAAAAUCUUCCUCUGUCUGUAGAUCACCCAGUAAACACGUCUCUGGGUUAAUAGCUAUGUUUAUCAGUUGGGAAGUUGUUGUUCUUUUAAUUCUUGUGAAUCUUAGCUUCGAACAAAACAACGUAAUUCUCUCAUUCUUUUACAGGUGUUCUGUGAGUGAAUGAUAACCUUGAAUCAUAUCGUCUUUUUUUAAUGUCAUUUCUUGAAAAAUACUUUGGAUAAAUUGCUACAGAUGUCCAUGAACAACCAAAACAUGGCAACAUUAAACCUCAAAGACUUUUAAAACCAUGGAGAGCCUUGUGCAUUACAGUAACCCCUCCCAUGCCCUCUCAGUGUUGGGGGUUCUCAACGAACAGCGGCUGCGGGGCCAGAUGUGCGACGUGGUCCUGAUUGUGGCAGACCAAAGGUACCAGGCCCAUAAGAGUGUUCUUGCUGCCAGUAGCGAGUAUUUCCAGUCUCUUUUUACACGAAUGGAUGGAGACUCACUACGAGUUGUGAACCUGGACUUCUGCGAACCCGACGCCUUCGAGAUAGUUCUAAAUUACAUUUACUCCUCCUCUCUUUUUGUGGACAAAGGCAGCCUGGCAGCCAUUCAAGAGCUUGGCUACAGCCUUGGAAUCCCGUUUCUUACAAACAUUGUGUCGACGAGGCCUCACGCUUCCUACUGCGUGUCCAGAAAACGGCUCUCGUACUCAGAGGGGGAUGAGAACGAUGCCCAGACAAGGAGCGUUAUUGUGUGUCGGGUCCAGAACAGCACAGCCCACCCCUCUCACUCAAAUUAUCAGGGAAAAACAUCAGAGAGAUCUCCAUCCCCUUAUUCUCCUCGAGGGGCGGCUCAGCUUCCAUCAGAACACAACUCGCAUGAGUCGGUCAAGAACUCUGAGAUCGGCGGGAAAGCAUCCGAGCAGAACAAACCCCCGGAGAGGAAGUCCAGAUAUCCGUAUUCCACCAUACUGAAAGGAAAUUUAUCGCACGUCAAAUCAGUCAGGCCUCAGCUGACAUCAUCUGUAUCUUUUAGUGACGCUGAUGUGCAGCACAUCAGCCUACAGUCUGGUUCUGACCAGGACACCAAAGAGGAAAUCGAAGAGCUCGACCACCGCUAUCACAAUAACGUUCCCUUCCAGGGUCAGGCCAGAGAGCAGAGCCAGCUCACUGACCGGAGCGGCCCACUCAUAAAAAGCCUCCUCCGGAGAUCACUGUCCAUGGACAGCCCUGUUCCGGUUUUCUCCCCGACGCUGGAACUCAAAGAUCUCCAAAACCGAGAACAAUCGGUUGUCAAAAUUGCCUCAAAGGCAUCAGGAACUGAAACAUUCGCCCACAACGGCAACUCGACUAGAGCGUCCCCUCUGGUUCUCAGGUCCAAGUAUCUCAACAGGUAUGAUAAGGAAACUCAGGUAGAAGAACAUGUCAGUGUGAAAGCUGAGCCGAGCAGUCCCCUCGCCGAUCCCAUGGACAUUGUUCGGAUCACGGUUGGAGAUGCUCUGCCAGUUAAUCUCAAAGACUUGCAAACAAAUUACAGCCAGGGCUCCAGGACAGAUUUUAGUCUUCCAUGUAAGAGGAAGGAGCGGCCUGACAACAGAAGGUACCCAUUUAAGAAAAGUAAAGUAUUCAAAGAACACGUUGCUUCACAGGAGACAGAACCUCAGCAUGCAAACAGCGACCCCAGCGAGAACAACACAGAACCGUCUUCAAAUAAGAUUUUUAAAUGCUGGAACUGCCUCAAGGUUUUCCGCUCCAGUGCCGGACUGCAUCGUCACGUCAAUAUGUAUCACAAUCCGGAGAAGCCGUAUGCUUGUGACAUCUGCCACAAGCGCUUCCACACUAACUUCAAAGUGUGGACUCACUGCCAAACCCAGCAUGGGGUGGUUCAGAACCCGGCUUCGUCCUCCAGCUCGUCUGUGCUGGACGAGAAGUUCCAGAAGAAGCUGAUAGACAUCGUGCGAGAGCGAGAAAUAAAGAAGGCUUUGCUCUGGAAGCUGAAGAGGAAUAAGCAGGGUUUGCAGUCUCCUUCUCUUGCCAAAAAGAGAUCAAGGUCCAGCUUUGUGUGUCCCUACUGCGGCAAAGUGUUUGUGUUCCAGUCCCAGUACAGGCAGCAUUUAAGGACACAUCCUGCUGAAAAGGCCGACCAGGACACAGGGAGUGAGAGUGUCCUCUAUCCGGAACAGGAUGAGAUCCUUCAACACAACAGCACAGACACCACUGGUGUUUACUCCUGCAGGCUAUGUAAUGUUAAGCUGUCAUCGCUCGUGGAGCAGGGCGACCACGAGAGAGGCUGUCGGCACGCAACCGUGUGCCCUUACUGUGGCCUCCGCUUCUCGAGCCCGGUUGUUAAGAAGGACCACGAGGCCCAUUGCAGGUACAAGAAACUGACAUGCCUGGAAUGCAUGCGCACCUUCAAAUCUUCCUUCAGCAUUUGGCGCCACCAGGUGGAAGUCCACAACCAGAACAUGAUGACUGGUAAAAAUCAGAUUCACCUGAAGCAAUCAGAGAACGAUGAAGAGGCGCCGGACGCUCUGGGAGAGGAGCCUUACGGCGACGAGCCUUUGGCGCCUGGGAACUUUCCAGAGAACAUCAGUUACAGCGAUUCGUCGGGUCCACCCAUGUAUGACUCGGAGGACUCCUCGUCCUAUGUGCCUGAGGACCUGAGCAUGGGCCACCACGGCAAACUGGUUGUGAAGGAAGAGCCGUUGGAGGAGGCGGUGAGUGAGAGGGACGGUUCAGAGGUCGGGAAAGCUGGGCCUGAGGAACACGGGGUGCGGCCUUGCGAGAAAUGCGGCAACCUCUUCAGCUCUCGCAAAGACCUGGAGCGGCACCAGGAGCUGCUGUGCCACAUCAAACCGUUCAUCUGCCACAUCUGCAACAAAGCUUUCAGGACCAACUUCCGCCUUUGGAGCCACUUCCAGUCCCACAUGUCGACUGCCAGCGAAGUCGGCGCCAAAGAGAUGAACAUGCACGCUCCUCCCCUGUCUCCCUCCCCGCCUCUGACUCCCCAGAACUCGGAGCGCCGUUCUCCACAAGCCUCUGUGCUCAGAUCCCCUCAGGCACCAGCAGCGGCGACCAUCCCGGAGGAGUCGAGCAGCCCGGAGCCCUGCGGCUCGUCGGCGAGCCGGCCGGGGGUGGAACCCAGCGGCCACGGUGGCUCCCUGUCCCGAUCCAACAGCCUGGAGAACCCAGGCGGCCCUCACGAGCCGGACACGCUCUUCUACCACGCACCGUCUCUGUCCGCGCUGACGUUUAAGAGGCAGUACAUGUGCAAGCUCUGCCACAGAACCUUCAAGACGGCGUUCAGCCUGUGGAGCCACGAGCAGAGCCACAGCCACAUGUAGUCGCCGACGGCGCCGCCUUUCCCCUGAACUCUUCGUGUUAAGAUGAGCACAUCCACAAACCGGGCUCUGAAUGUAAAACUUCUUUGCUUGCCUGCAGUUGUAUAUUUCAAAGUGGCCAUGUUUAUUAAAGAUGUAAAGAUGAAUGUGCAAUCAAUUGCCUAGUGUGAGACAAUUAUACAAGCAGUUAAUUCUUUGAAAGCCUAUAUAAGGAUAUAUCUUUUCAACAUCUUUAGUUGUUUGUAUUUACCCAAGUAUGUAUUUUGUAAAAACAAGGUACAGAGUUGUUACCCUCUUUCUUUCAGCUGAUUUUGCUUUAGUUGUAAAAGGUACGUUCUUUCAGAACGUACCUUGUUCUUUCAGAGUGUGUGUGGAGGCGCAUUAAGAUUUUCAGGCUCCUGUUAAAAGUAAAUAAUAAUGCUUUUGCAUUUACUUUGGCUCUUUCUCUUGGUGUGGGUGGCGUCCCUUGAGAUACUAUCAGUGGCCUCGAUGAUGUAAUCAAUAUGCACUUUGUUGAAAAGCUUAACUCCGUUGUAGGACAUCGCGGACAGCCGUGCUUCAGAUCAUUUAGUUGUGUGAAGUGCAAAUGAAAUGUUAAAAAAAACGAUCCGUUUUUCUCCGAAUGCCUUUCCAACAUUCAAUGUGUUCAUUGGAUAAGGUUUCCUGUGUCGUUAAACCAGAUCACUUACAUAGUUAAUGGAUUUUUCUAACAAUUAGCCCAAUAAUUGAUGUUCAGUUAGGUGGUCCAGUCCAAUCAUUAAUCAAAUGUUCUUACCAAUAGAGGUAAAGAUGUAGAAAAGGCAUUAAAUAAACUCACCUUUUACAGCUGCAGCACUCUUAAGAACAUAGAAAAAUACAACCUUUAAGAAGUUUUAACUAUUAUAGCCCAUAUUAAGGAAUCUUUUGUUUUUAACCAGGUUUCUAGUCCAGGCAAGAAGGUAGAUGUAGUGAACCAGUUCAGUGUUGCUGAUGUUUUGGAUAAGAUUUCAAUAUGCAAAGCACUCUAGCUUGUUUUAAACCAAGCUGGAUAAAUGUGUUCACUUUAAAAUGUUGAUAUUUUUUCUUCUAAAUUCUACGUUUCUUACGCUGCUGCUUCAAAAAGAAUGAAUUUAUAUGAAGUCUUUUUCCACCCUUCUCCGGGCCGGCCAAUGCAUUUCGGCAAAUCUGCGUACACAUUACAGGCAGCAAGUUGGAACUAAAAGAUGUUUUGCUGAACACAGUUCAUGGUUUCAUAGGUGUUCUUUUGCUGUCUGGCCUUAAAAUUCUGCAAACCGUUUCUGUUUCUCACCUCUUCUUGCGUUUAAACCUGCAGAACCAUUCAUACAGUCAAACAAACGCUGAUGGACUCACUAAAGCUUUCUGAUGGCCUUAUGCAUUUUUUUUUUUGGUUGUUUUUAUUGUUUAUCUUAGUUCACAUAAAAGCACAAAUGAUUUUCAGAGAACUUGUGACUCAGGCAUUUUAAGGUGGUUGAUGUUUAGAUGAAGUAACCCAACAAGAUUGUCAAAUUUAUUUCAAAAUACAAAAAAAAAAAAAAAAAAAAAAGAUGAUUGUAUUCCAACGGUUUUGCAGUUGUAUUCUCGUAUUAGUAUAUAUUCCUGCUUUGGUGGAUUAAAUCUUUGUCAUAAUUUAUCCUGACUGCUGCCAUUUAGAGGAAGUCUAAACUGGUUUCUCUUUUUUUUUCUCAGCAGAAAAAAAACUGCAUAGUGAUGUUCUGCAGAAAGUCUGUACUGCUACUAGUGCUCUUAAUAACUUGUGAGGAAAGAAAAAAAAAUUGCCGAAUUGAUUCGAUUUGUGUAAAUGGAAGUGUUUGUACUCUCGAUUUUGUACCUUUUUUUUUUUGUUAGUGAACAGAAGUUGGAUCUUUUUACUCUUCCUGCAAUAAUUGAUAUUUGUAUCCGCAUUGGUUGCAUAAUUGUUGCUUUUGGAGUUUUCUACGUUUAUUUUGUGCUACACUUCUGUAAUAAAGAGUAACAGUGGAGUAAAAAAUAUGA